This is a messenger RNA of Physcomitrium patens, 6081 nucleotides long. RefSeq names its product protein CHROMATIN REMODELING 20. Gene Ontology annotation, molecular function: ATP hydrolysis activity; ATP binding. Gene Ontology annotation, cellular component: nucleus. Lineage: Eukaryota; Viridiplantae; Streptophyta; Bryopsida; Funariales; Funariaceae. The record is from RefSeq and is a predicted model, not a curated record.
UUUUGGAGCUUCACUUUUGUUUGAAGUCCGAUUUUAGGGUUUGAAGACGAGGCACCGUGGGACGCAAAAUUGAGUCUCCUUCUCUUCAUAUUUUUAUUUAUUUUUCCACCGAAACAAACCACGGGGGAAGUGGAGUUGCAAUAUUUGCCAAUAGUUGGAGGAUUUUUAAAGCCGGGGCAAACGUAGAUAGACAGAUAGAAAUGCCGCCAAUGUGAAGAAAGCAAAAUUUGAGGGUCGAGAACUUCGUGUUCUUCAUCUUCGUCUUCAUUUUCGUCGUCGUCGUCCCACCUGGUCUUCUUCUUCGUUCAUCGUCUCACCGGACGUUCUGGUGAUGGUGGGAAUUCGUUGAUUUCAUCAACAUAGUCGUCUGUAGCGGGAGGUUUGAAUCUCGGCUACCGCGUCGAAGGAGCAGUUCACUCUGUCGAUCAAGAUUGGUGAUGAGUUCAAUCGAUCUUGCUCAGUCAACUCCUCUCGAAACUGUGUUGACAGACGUGAAUGCGGAGUGAAAAUUUUGGAUGUGAGUGAGUUGCGGGGAGCUCUUUUUAUGGUAUAAGACGAGCUAUGCGGAGUAACGUGAGUCACAGCUGAGGUUUACUAUGGAGGUUUCUGAUACUCUGGUCGUGGCAACUGAAGAUGCACCGUCUCAUCUGGCCUUCGAGAGUUCAGUCCCUGCUGGCGCUAGUGCUUCAGAUUCAGCGGAGCAAGAAGUAGCUUCAGCAAUACCAUCUACUUCAGCAGCAGCUGAUAUCAAGAAGGUGACAUGGGAAGUAGCUACCGUAGCAAGUGAGAUGGAAGAUGGAGGUGUUGGGAAAGAUGGAAUUGAAUCUAAAGAUGGCGAUCAGUCUGCUGUUGAAGGCUCUGAUGAAGAUAACAAUAGGAGCAGUGUUGGCAACGUCACCUUUAAUGCUGAGGCUGACGAUGGGGAGAAGGGUGAGGAUGUAGAUGGUGCUGAAGAUGGUGACGCUGAGGAAUCCAGUUCGGCUGAUGAGGGGAAAGAUGCAGAAUAUGAAGAUGGCGAUGAUUCCUCAUUAUCUGAUGAUGACAGUAGUCUUAACGUAGAGGUUACUUACACAGAUGAGGAUAUUCAAAAUUUGCUCGAUGAUUUUUUUCAAGCUGAGCAUGAGGCUAUUGAAGCACAGGAGAAACUCGAGGAUGAAUCACUGGAGGCGAUGAGAAAGGAGGUUUCUUCCGAACUUGCGGAAACUAAAUCUGGACCUGAGUUGGAGGCAGCCAUUGAGGAGGAAAUGGAAACCUAUAUCGAAAUUUGCAAGGAUCAGCUCGCCGAACUGGAGGACCAGAUUGCGCUUUUGCAGGAGAAAUUAGAAGACGCUGGUCAGGAUUUGCCGCAGCUGUACAAAUUGCUGGAGAAACAGCUCCCCGAGUUGUGCACAACAGAGACCUGGAGGAAGAGAACGCAUUGGGUGGGCUUAGCGCCCACUCCUGAAGCUUUUGAGGUUGUUCAGAAGGCUGAAUUAGACUUGAAAGAGAAGCGGCCAGUGAGAAGGCAUCAUGGAAGGAUUCAGGACGAGGGGGCCAGUGGAUUUUUAGUCAAAAAAGUUGAAUCCAAAACCGAAUCGGAUGUUGCACCAGAGGAUGCGUGGUCAUUAUAUGACGUCUUAGACAAAGAAGAAGACAAUCCAGGUCCUGGUUCUCUUAUGGGGACUGCGAAAUGGGCUAGUGUCUAUCUCGCUUCUACACCUGAGCAAGCGGCAUUAAUGGGACUGGCUCUGCCUGGAGCAGAUACUGUGGAAGAAAUAGGUGAUUUGGAUGAGAACAAAAGUAAACUUUUUAGAGAAGCUUUGGCAAACGAGGGACAACAAAGUUCUGCAGGACCGCAGAAAAUAAUUGUGAAAAAGGUUCGUGAAGCCGAUGAUGUGAAGAAAACAAAGAAGUUGCAAAGAAAACAGCCCCCUCGAAGACCAAGGAAACGGCUUAUUCAGCAGCAGAAAAAGGUGGAAGGUGUAAUUCCUGCCGGAGUGCUUUCUCGGGGACAAAAUGGAUCUCUACCUGAGGAGCUGAUACCUGGAGUCACAGAGAAGUCACAUCAGGGUCUAAACUCUGAAUUUGAAGUCGGUGUUGAAACUGAGCCAUUGAAUGAAUCUCCUCCAAUUAUUACGAACUCGACCGGGGGAAAUGAGAACGAGAAAGGCAUACCAGUAAUGAUCGUGGACAGGGAUGGUGUGGUGCAUUUUGGAGAGUCUCAGGCUUCUUAUUUGAACAAUGGAGGCGUUCUAUCUGAACCAUCCAAUCAGCUGAAGCGACGUUUGACACCUGCAGAGAUUGAUGGAGAUCCAAAUGACACCAAGAGGAGGAAAACUGUGGUCAUGAUUGAUAGCGAUGACGAACGUGAGGUUGAGGAGUCCGCACCUAGAGACAAGCCUCUGCAGGACGAUGUUCAUAUGAAAGAGAAUGACGAAGAUUUAUCAAAAAAUUCAGCGGAAGUUGUAGUUGUUGGAAGCAGAAAGAACAGCUCGCAAAUUGUUCAAUUGGAGAAUAUGCAAUCUGGAGUUUGGUACCUUUCAAGUCCAAAGGGCGAAGAAAAUUACUCUGAGAGUGGAUUACUGAAGCCCAACACUAGAAGGCGACAAAGUACUGGAAAAUACUACUCGGAUGCCGAGCCUCGCAACUUUUCAUGUACUGCUUGUGGGAUGCUUCUAAGGAACCGAGAUGUUAUGAAACAUCCAACCUUGGAUGUGGGCAUUUGUAGAAAGUGCAAAAACUUCUUAUUCAGCGGACCAUUCAACAAGGACCAAGAUGGACAUGAAGAUGAAUGCCGUUGGUGUGGACAAGGUGGUGAUGUCUUGUGUUGCGAAUCCUGUGACAAAGUGUUCUGCUGUCCUUGUAUUAAGCGUAAUUUGGGCGAGGAAGGUCUUGAUCAGAUUGUCAAUAGUUCGGAUUGGAAGUGCUUUUUCUGUAAUAAACAGCCCUUACACAAUCUGCGUCAGCAAUAUCAAGCUGUGAAAGAUGCUCUAAAGACUCAGCUGCUUUUACAAGACAGCGAGGAUGGACUUUGGAAUGACAAGAUCACCAGUAACAAAAAAAGGAGCAAUAGGCGAAGAAAUAUUCGAUCAGUGCCGGAUGAUAGGGAGCUGGAUGAGAAGACGAAGCAUUUGUUGGCCCUUGAGAAAGAACGACAAGAUCUGCUUGAGUCUUGGCGAGCGAAAGCCAAGGUUAACGGCAAGGGACCUCCAGUGAAGUCGAAUCGACAAAAUCGUCACAUGCACAUAAGUGAUGAACUUCUGGACAUGGAUAUAGAUGAUAUUGCAGAAGAGGGAUUCAUUCUGAACAAAGCACGUGCUGAUAACGAGGAACCUGUCCGAAUUUCCCCGCACAUAUCUGCGGUCUUAAGACCUCAUCAGCUGGCAGGCAUGCGUUUCAUGUGGGAGAACUGUAUCGAGUCGGUCAGCAAAGUUAAAUCUGGUGUUGAUGGACUUGGUUGUAUACUCGCUCACAGCAUGGGUCUCGGCAAGACUUUGCAGGUUAUAGGUUUUGUACACACAGUGUUGAAGAAGGUGGACCUGGGUCUUAAAACAGUGCUGAUUGUCGUCCCAGUCAAUGUAUUACAUAACUGGCGAAGUGAAUUUCACAAGUGGCAGCCAGGAAAUGAGGCUCCAGUUCCUGUUUAUAUGCUUGAAGAUGUUGCGAGAGAUAAUGUGAAUCGAGCCAGGUUGCUCGGUAAAUGGCAAAGAUGUGGUGGAGUGAUGCUUAUUGGUUAUACUGCAUUUCGCAAUUUGUCAAUAGGCAAAACAGUCAAAGAUAAAAUUGUGCGGGAUAAUUUAUGUACUUCUCUUCAGGAUCCAGGACCAGACAUACUUGUAUGUGACGAGGCACAUAUGAUUAAAAAUCGCAAGGCUGAUAUUACACAAGCUCUAAGGCAAGUGCGAACGCAUCGUCGCAUUGCUCUUACUGGAUCACCUCUGCAAAACAAUUUGUUGGAGUACUACUGCAUGGUUGACUUUGUUAGGGAAGGAUUUUUGGGUCCCGCUCUAGAAUUUAAAAGAAGAUUUCAAAAUCCUAUAGAGAAUGGUCAGCGAGCAGAUUCAACAUCGAAGGAUGUGAAGCUUAUGAAGCACCGUGCUCAUGUAUUGCACAAGCAGUUGAUGGGUUUUGUGCAACGGAAAACUAUGAGCGUCUUGAAAGACGAGCUGCCAUCGAAAUGUGUGUAUGUCAUUUCAGUCAGGCUCUCUCCUUUGCAAAGAGCCCUGUACUUGAAGUACUUGCAGAUAAAUGGUUUCCUCAACAGUGGAUUGAAUGAGAAACAGGGUCGCCGCAGCAUUCUCUUUGAGGCUUAUCAUACAUUGGCAAAGAUAUGGAACCAUCCAGAUUUGCUCAUCUUAGCCCAAGAAGAGAAGAACUUGCGCAAGGAGGACAAUCUCGAGAAUUUUAUCGUGGAUAUUGAUGAUGACGUUCCUGAGGUUCCUGAGGUUCCUGAGGUUGUUGAUGCUGGUCACAGUGUGUAUGAUGGAGUCAUUGUUAUAAACGAUGACAAUGGUGAUGAUGAAACAGCCAAAGGCUCUGUGGAAAGUAAAAACAAACCAGCAAAUGGUAUUCGAACUGUUAGCCGAGGAGAUGGCUACCAGGAAAAUCAGGUGGAUAAAUCAGGAUGGUGGAAGGACCUAAUUGACGGCCAGCAGCGUGAAGUUUUGGAGUUGAGUGGUAAAAUGGUAAUCUUGAUGAAGAUUUUAUCGUUAAGUUCUGUGAAAUCGGACAAGGCCCUCGUCUUCAGCCAAUCCUUGCACACACUUGACCUCAUUGAAGUUUUCUUGGCAAACAUGCCAUGCUUGAAUGGCUGGAAAGGAAAUUGGGUGAAAAAUCGUGAUUGGUACAGGCUUGACGGACAAACAUCGGCGAAGUCUAGGCAGGAACUUGUGGAAAGGUUCAAUGACCCGGAUAAUACUUCUGUGCAAUGUGUACUCAUCUCCACAAGAGCAGGAUCUUUAGGGAUUAAUCUUCCUGCCGCCAAUAGAGUAAUAAUUUUUGACGGCUCCUGGAAUCCGACCCAUGAUUUACAAGCUCUCUUUCGAGCAUGGAGGUUUGGACAGAAGAAGAACGUGUACGCCUACAGACUUCUGGCUUCCGGGACAAUGGAGGAAAAAAUUUACAAUCGCCAGGUUGCGAAAGAAGGUCUGGCUGCUAGAGUGCUUGACGAGCACCAGGUCGGAAGAUAUUUUGUUGAAGAUGACCUGGAUUUCUUUUUUGUACUUGACCAAGAUGACUAUCCCGAGAUGGAGGAUUCAGCAUACACUGAUCCAAAGCAGCAAGAUAUUCAAGUCGUUCAGAGUAUGGACCAGCCCUCCACAUCAACGGCGCUUGUUCCAGCGGAAAAGAUGGCUUCAGCACCGCCACCAGGAAAACCAAGGCGGGCUGCAUUUUCUGUUCCAGAUGAUGCUCCACCCCGGGAUGAUAUAAUGGGGAAGCUUCUCCUGGAAUACCGUCCUCAGUGGAUUGGAAGGUAUCAUGAACACGAACCCUUGCUGGAAGAUUUGGAGGAUGAGAAGCUUUCAAAAGAAGAGCAAACUAUGGCGUGGGAGUCCUUUCAGCAUGAAGAAUCUGUUCCACGAAGUCUCGCAUCUUCAACCCCUUCAGUGACCAGCAUGCCUUUCCAACCAACAAAUGUUGCAUCAACUUACAGCUUCUCAUCUGUACAGUCAAAUCCUCUCUCCCAGCCGCAUCUUGUUGCUCAAAAUUAUGUGCCUGCUCAUGUAGGCAGCGUUCCCUGCACAAAUAAAACUCAUGCCAUCCAACUCAGAGAUGAGAAAAUCAGUCUAGGAAACAGCACCGUUUGUAAAAAUUGCCACGAAAAAAUUGAUUGGGAAUCUAUCCAAAGAUCAUAGUUCACCUAAAUCUUAGUUUUUGCAUCCUUUAGAAUUGGUAAGCUUUAAGGUUUUAGGAUUAUAUUUUAUUUUUUAUGAAAAGUAGGAUUUAGAUUGGGUGAGCAUUUCUGGAGUUAAGCAUCUUCCAGUUUUUUCUGUUAACUCGAAGUAAUUAUUGCGAGCUUUCCCCCUCCUCCCCCACCCGGUACAAGUUGUAAACUUACAAUUGGAUGGCCGAGGCCUCUUUUAUAACAUGCCGUGUUUGAGA